Electrophorus electricus (electric eel) is the source of this 3094-nucleotide messenger RNA. It is a transcript of the gene cavin1a, whose product is annotated as caveolae associated protein 1a. Gene Ontology annotation, molecular function: rRNA primary transcript binding. Gene Ontology annotation, biological process: transcription initiation at RNA polymerase I promoter; termination of RNA polymerase I transcription. Gene Ontology annotation, cellular component: caveola; cytoplasm. The record is from RefSeq and is a predicted model, not a curated record. NCBI's taxonomy places the organism in Eukaryota, Metazoa, Chordata, Actinopteri, Gymnotiformes, Gymnotidae.
UCUUGACAGGGGGGCUUCAGUGUGAACCGUGACAUUUGAGCGCAGUCUCACCCACUGUGCCCUGCACAUACACACGCCUCAGAGCUGAGUGUGCCCAGCCCGGCUUGCUGGAGUCCUUGGCUGGAUUCUCCCUGAAGAGGCGCACACAGAGAGAGAAGGACAGGACAAAGGGAUUUUUUGAAAGGUAGAGUUCGAUAUUGAUGUCGAGAAAGGCCAGGCUGACUGAGUGAAGCUGGGACAGUCGUGCAGGUCGCACUCAUGCUGCAUGUCUUCGUGUGACCGCUGAGGGCUUUUUUUAGUGCUUUAUUUUUACUCUUUGGACUGCGUUCGUUCCCACACGCUGCGUGCGCGCGUGUGCUGUGCAGGUCUCCGUCUGAGAGUCCAGCGAGUGUGUGUGUGUGUGUGUGAGUUUGCCGGCGUGGACAGCCAUGGCAGGCACGAACCUGAAGCAGGCUCGCCCAGCAGUCGAUGAGGUCUCUUCCUCCGACGAUGACGAGGUGGCAUUGGUCAUGGCUGCCGCCAAGCCAUCGCUGACCACGCCGGCCUCCGACCGCAAGGUUACUGUGGCCGACGACAUCAACGGAGCGGAGAACAAGGCGGACCCGGUGCCGGUGCCUGGGGAGGACGGCGGCGGGGAGCUCCCCAGGUCUGAGGCCCAGGACGCCGGCAUGAUGGUACUGGCCCUGCUGGACAAGAUCAUCGGUGCAGUGGACCAGAUCCAGCAGAAACAGGACGGGCUGGAGGCACGGCAAGAGCGUGUGGAGAAGAGUGUCGCGGGCGUCCAGGAUGAGCUGACGCGUCUAGCGAAGAGCCAGAGCAGCACGUCUGCGGCCGCCACCAAACUCCUGGGGAAGGUACGCAAGGUGAACGUGAGCGUGAAGGGCAUGCGGACCGAGCUGGACCAGCAGGCGGGCCAAAUCAAGAAGCUGGAGAACAAUGAACACGAGCUUCUCAAGAGGAAGAACUUCAGAGUGCUCAUUUACCAGGAGAAACCCAUCCUAACCCCUACACCAUCUGCUCCAGUAGGAGAAGAAGAUGAGCUGGUGCUGGGUGGAGGUGGAGGGGAGGCACGGGGCUCUGAUGAGGAGGUGGAGAUCGAGGAGACCGUGGAGGAGUCUCGAGCCGCCCGCAUAAAGAGGAGUGGCCUACAGCGUGUGGACGAGCUGAAGAAGGCCUUCAGCAAGGAGCAGAUGGAGAAGACCAGGCAGAAGACCAGGGAGAACCUGGAGAAGACCAGGCAGAGAACCCGGGAGAACCUGGAGAAGACCCGCCUGAGGACACGGGAGAACCUGCAGAGAACCAAACAGAGUCUGGGCAAGAAGAUGGGCAAGCUGAGCACGAGAAUCACGCCUAGCACCGAGCGCAGAGAGAAGCUCCGCACCUCCCGAGACAAACUGAAGAAGUCUCUGACCCCUGGGCGCUCCGCCCACACCCGCCCCAAGACCACCACCUACCGCGUGCCCCCCUUCACCUUCUACGUGAAGAAGAUCCGCGAGGGUGAGGAGGAGCCUGUGCCCAUGCGCGAGAUAGAGGCGGAGCCGGAGGAGGAGGAGGAGUGGGAGGAGGAGGGGGAGCUGGUGGAUCUGAGCAGCCCGGAGGGGAAAGCAGUGUCCCAGCAGCCCGAGAAGGUGCUCAAUACCAGGGCCCUCCCCACGGAGAGUGCCACCCAGUGAAGCUGGGGUCAAAGUUCAUCGCGCUGAAGGUGGCGUGCAGGCCAGCGAUGGCCAGCAAUGGGGGGGAAAUAUGACGUAUGCACAGCUGUGUUUGUGAAGAGUAGAAUUAAUAUACAAGCAUGAGGGAAUGAGGGAUGCACUGAACUCAUUCAUUCAUUCAUUCACUCACUCUCAUUCAUUCAUUCAUUGGUGUUUUUUUUAUUCAAAUGUUGCUGUUAAUUCUCUGAUAUCUGAGGCUGUAAAACCAUAGUCUAGUAGUAGUUCACUGACAGGAUCUCACUGUGUGACCUGAGUUGCCUCAGAUCCAGGCUGAUGUUUGAUAAUUACACUCUUCAUGGAUGAUGUGAGUAAUGUUAUCACAGGGCCCCUUAAUCUCACUGGGUCUGGAUUGAGAAACAGGAAAAUUUGCCACUAACAUCUAAAUGAAGUUUAAAGAGUCACUUUAGGUUAACAAAAAAGCCUAAAAUGGUGUAAGAACUGGGGCUGAGAGUCACACAGGAACAGCUCAUUGCCAUCUCUUGGUAUUUCCUGCUUUCUGACUGACAGUGUGCUUACAGUGUGUUUCUGUUUUGGACUUAAGAAUGACACAAAGCUCAACACGUAGAGCAUUAUCCAUUUACCAGAUACAAGAUUGACACUGUUCGUUUCACAAUUCCGCUAUAAUGUCAGGUGCAUUUUAAAACACGUUUAGUGCUUUAUCCUGUGCAUGUUACACCCAUGUUCACGUCUGUGUGCACCCACUUCCUGUACAUAAAGUACAUUUCUGAUGGGGCAAAAAGUCCAGGGCCUAUGGGAAACCUGUUAACAUGAUCUGUGUGAAGAGGUCUAUGGUUUUCUCUGAUCUGUGCAGAGAUGUAUACAGUUUAACUCCGUCCUAAUGGAAUAUAUAACAUGUUUAUAGCCUUCAAGUUGUGACAAAUGCUUUUUUAUUGUAUAUGUUCCUUUGCAAGCUCAUAUACAGUAUGUAUCAUGUUUAAUAGAUUAAUUUACAAGGGACACAGCUGUAAUAUCUCAUGGGACACGUGCUGAUGGUGCUGUGAACAUGUUAUGUAUUGUGACGGAGUGAGGUUUUACUUACAUGCUUGUAUCAGUCUUUAUAAACCAUGUGUCUGCGUACCAGAGGGGAACUGGACACAUCUUACUUAGGUCCGGCUCGAAACCUUGUUAGUUAUAUCAGAACUGGGUCUGAUUAGUUAGUUAGAUCAAAACUGGGUCUGAUUUCUUGUAUGUCCGCCACAAGGAUCGGUGUGGUCUGCUCAUCACCACGGCGACUGCCUUUCGACUUCCACUGCUUCUGUAGGGUUUUGCUUUUUGGCUUAAUGAGUGAAAUGUAAGAUGCUUUGAACAACCAAAUAAAACAAUCUAAUAACAUCUCAGCGGUUGAGGCUGGUUAAUGUGAGAAUUGAAAUAAAGAAAUAAAA